CCGCGGGGCCGGGCGCGGAGCGGCGGGGUGUGAGCGGCCGGGCAGGGCGCCCCAGGAUGCUGCGGUUCCUGCGCAGGACCUUUGGCCGGCGGUCGAUGCAGCGCUACGGGCGAGGAGCCGGGCGCGGAGCCGGGCGAGGGGGGCUCGACGGGGACGAGCGGGACGGGGGACUGCGCGGGGCCGCCGGCGCCUCGGGGGGGUUCCCGUCCUCGCCGCACCCCGGCGGGGCAGCGCACGGCGCCGCAGCCCCCGUGCACAUCGCGGCAGCGGGCGGCAGCAAGCCGGUGCUGCAGUGCCGCGUCCUGCUGCUGGACGGCACCGAAGUCAGCGUGGAGCUGCCGAAAAAUGCAAAGGGACAGGAGUUGUUUGAUCAGAUUGUAUAUCAUUUGGACCUUGUGGAAACGGAUUACUUUGGCCUACAAUUCAUGGAUGCUUCCCAGGUUACACACUGGUUGGACCAAUCAAAAUUCAUUAAGAAGCAAAUAAAAAUUGGACCUCCAUACACGUUGCAUUUUCGAAUUAAGUACUAUUCAUCGGAACCGAACAACCUUCAUGAGGAGUUUACAAGGUACCUGUUUGUAUUGCAGCUCCGGCAAGACAUUCUUUCAGGGAAAUUGAAAUGCCCGUAUGAAACUGCUGUUGAACUAGCAGCUCUCUGUCUUCAAGCUGAGCUGGGAGAGUGUGAGCACCCAGAGCACACGCCAGAACUUGUGUCUGAAUUCAGAUUUGCACCAAACCAGACCGAAGCAAUGGAAUUUGACAUUUUUCAGAAAUGGAAAGAGUGCAGGGGAAAGAGCCCAGCGCAGGCCGAAUUGUGCUACUUGAACAAAGCUAAAUGGCUAGAAAUGUACGGUGUAGAUAUGCAUGUAGUUAAGGGAAGAGACGGUUGUGAAUAUGCUCUUGGACUGACACCAACAGGCAUAUUGAUCUUUGAAGGAGCCAACAAAAUAGGCUUAUUCUUUUGGCCUAAAAUCACAAAAAUGGACUUUAAAAAGAGCAAACUAACACUUGUGGUUGUAGAAGAUGAUGAACAGGGCAGAGAGCAAGAGCACACAUUUGUUUUCCGGUUAGAUAGUGCCAAAACAUGCAAACACUUGUGGAAGUGUGCAGUGGAGCACCAUGCUUUCUUCAGAUUGAGAGCUCCAGCAAAUAGUAAAUCUAGUAGAUCCGACUUCAUAAGGCUGGGAUCACGCUUCAGAUUCAGUGGGCGGACAGAGUAUCAGGCAACACAUGGAACAAGAUUACGCAGAACUAGUACAUUUGAAAGAAGGCCCAGCAAGAGAUAUCCUUCCCGAAGGCAUUCAACUUUCAAAGCAAACAAUCCUGUGAAAGCAGCGCAACUGUGUGCUAAAAAUACUCCUGAAGUCCUUAACUACCAGCCGCCAUAUCAUCCUAAUAUCCAUCCUGCUCAGCCACACUGGCAUCCGCAUACACCUGUGAAUGUAAGCUACCCCUUGAACAACAGUGACCUGCAUCAGUUCAACAUUGAGGAGAAUGGUGGAACACCAUAUACUGCAAAAAUGCCUGCAAGGCACCACCACCACCACCGUCAUCACCACCAUCACGCGAAUUAUGGCGCUCUUGCUCCUGACAACAAAGACAUUGUUUCUGGAGUUCCAAACCCAAACAAACUGAGCUCAGGACUUCCCCUUCUUUAUGAUGAAACUCCCCAUCUGAAGAAAAUAGAAACGGAGAGUGUGAAGGUAGUUGGACCAUGGCCAGCCCUGCACGUCAGCAUGAACAAGGUUGAAGACAAGAAAGUGUCUGAAAAGACUCUUCAUGCACCUGUGUCACCAUCCUCUGUACCUGACCACAUGAAGUGCAACAUCCUUAAGGCUCAAGUGGAAGCUGCUUUUAGAGUAGGCACACAGGCUGUGAAAGAAGAGACCUCUUUUGUAAAUCCCAGUAAGACCUCCGGCCUGCAGGAUCCUAAUGUAAGAAGUCCAGCUCCAGUGCGACCUGAAACUACGCCAUCAACUGGCCCUACAGAAAAGCAGGAGAUUAAAGCGUCUCGUGUGAGGAAGUUAACAAGGCAGUACAGUUUUGAUGAAGAUGAUCUUCCUCCAGCACUGGCAGCAGCAGCAGCAUCAACACCUGCAGCAUCUCCUGGUUCACAGAAAACGUGUACGCCACAGACAUCAGAAGGACAAACACAAGUUUCGCCUGGUGGCAAGAGUACCACAGAUGCUGGAAGUACGUUUGCUUUGGAGCCGGGUGACCUCCUGAUGGAUUUCACAGAGGCCACACCUAUGAUAAAGACAUUCCCUGCUGAUACAUCUAAUCCUUUUUUCGAUCCUUUUACAACAGUACCACAGUUUUCUGCAGAAUUUACAGACGGCAAGUUACAAUGCUGUGUGGUACAGUCAUCUCCUAAGAUAACACCAGUAACUCCAUCACCCAUUCUGAGAUCUUUGCCAGAGACUAUACCGAAUCCAACGGUCCAGACAGUAUAUACAUCACAUAAACCAAUCUCUCUGGCAGACAGCGCUGAGACUCUGAGGCGUGAACUUGAGAGAGAGAAAAUGAUGAAAAGACUCUUAAUGACAGAAUUAUGAAAUUCACAGUUCCAUCAGAUGGAGAAUGGAUUGGGGCCUUUCAUGUGCCUUCUGUCUGUUUACAUUCCUCGGCUUCUGUGUACUCAACAUAACGGCAUCGGGAAAAUGUGUGAUAUUCCUGGCUUGCCUGGAUUCACCACAGUUGGUUAAAAUUAAGUCCUGGCUAGACUUUAACUUGAAGAAGUUCCUUUAUUCAUUUGCUGCUGGGAAAUAAACCUUCAAUCCUUUAUCUCUCCUGAGAUUUUAUACUAUUAACAGAAUUAAUUUCAGGUUUGGUUUUGGUAAAUUUAGGGCAAAAAGGAUCAGCAAGGAGCAUACUGAUUUCUAUUGGAAAACACUGUUCUGUACAUAUGUUAAUAAAUGCACAGAAAUUAAUGUUAUGCAGAAUAUUUUGAUAGUAACAGAAAAUAUGUCAUUUUGUACAACUGAAAAUUGCAAUGAGCUACUGCUAUUUGUUAACGAACCAUUUUUAAAGCAGAAGAACGGUUAUUACAUCCUAACCCCAGGACUGUUAGUCUCCACAGAAAAAAUAUACGGCUGUCUUAUUAAAUUCCUAACCUUAAUAUUCACUCAGAGAUAUAAAUAGCUGCAAGGGGGAAAGACACCCCACCAUACAGGUAUACGCACCCAACAAUCUCUAUAGAUUGUCAUCUUGACUUAAACCUUCAACUAAAUCUUGCUGUAUUUCCAUUAAUGAAAAAGAAUCAGUUGUUUAAAGAAAUUUGCUACUGACUUUCUAGCUUGAUACUGACUUUUUUUAACUAAGUGAGGUUUUACCUUCUCCAGAUUGCCUAGGUAUUAGGGCUCACCCACACUCAGACAGCUUUGCCCCAGCACUGAAGGCUGAAGAGCCUCAGUGGUGUGGAUGUAGCUUGCACAGGGAGGAUUUUUUUCUUUCCUGGGUAGAUAAACCACCUCCCUGACUGACAUGAAUUGAUUGAUCAUUUUAAAGAAUAAUAACAAUGGUAGUUUAUGGCAUAGGUGUGUCUAUACCCAUUUUUUUCACUCUACUAAUCAGCACGUGUCUAGUGUUAAACCUGUGGAGGGUAUGCCUGGCUAUACGUCCUGUUCACCUCCAGCAGGCAAGCAGCCUCGACAUUCAGUGGAGCUAUCUCAGGCAUCAGAUGGGGUGGGUGGUCCAGUGCUAGCAGAACCACAGCCCCAGGGAGGGUGUUUAUGGUAUACAGGUAAUGCUACCAACUAUGUCCUAGGAAAAAAAAAAAGGAGGAAGUUCUCCAUUUCCCCCUGUUCAGUAGUGCAGGGUCAUCUAGAAAGCUACCAACAACUGACUGUCAGCUACAAUGUACUCUUCCAACAGGAAAGCAUUUGUGCGUUUUGUAUGGCUGAAGAUAUAUAUUUUUCUGUUACUCUGUAUACUACGUUCUCUUAUUUGUAUUAAGAUAAAUGAUUGCCCUUAAUUUGAUACUGAUUACGAUGGCUUUAUAUCAGCUUAAGCAGUUUGUUUGUGUGGAGUCUGGGAAGUGACUGCUGUGAGACUGGGUUUCCUUCAGAGUUAGUUUGUGCUCUUUUUCUGAAAUGAGAGUUGUUGACAGCAUCAUAGGACUGCAGAUUGCAAUGUGGAGGUAUAAAAUGACUUGUCUAUUUUACAUUUACCAGGACAAGAAAUUAACAUUAGGGUCCUCAGUUAAAUCCACCAAACCCAAACCUUUGUGGUCGCCCUAAAAUGUGGCAAAACGUACAGCACAACUGUUAAGUAGAAACUCACAAUACAAAAUGUAAUGAAGCAGCUCAACAUGAGGAAUGGGCACAAGGAGCCAUAGAAAUACAUCUGAGCUGCAGAUAUCAGAUUGCUCAGGUGACUUUGCUGGGUAAUCAGAUGCUUGUACACUGUCCACCUUCCAGUUACAGAAAGCUUCUGUUCCUUGUAUUUUAAUGUACUACUCCAUCAAUCCAAAGUCACUAAAAAUUGAUUAGGAACAUUAAACCCCUGUGAAGAAAUCAGAAAGGAGGCUAAAAUGCAACAGAUGCAAGAGGCUGCAUCUUCCAUGUCUUCUUACUCUUCUCUCACCACUUCCCAGAAGGUACUGAGGGAAGGUGAAGCAGCAGCAGAUUUUGUCUGUGCCUGAGUAAAAGUGAACAUUGUGAAGAACAAAUAAAAGAAAAUUUUAAUUAGAGGUGCUGUUUUGGGAGAGGAAAGCAAAGUAAGGUUGAGAAUGCGACAGCACUGACUAGCUCAAACUGGUCUUCCGCCUGCUGUUAGGCAACGCUCAGUUGUGUGUGAUCUGGUAGAGGUUUCACAAAGUCAUUGUCAAAGAAAAUGAGAAAAAAAAAACUCAGAUCUGAACACGCAGUUCAGUUGUACUGAUUGCCAUAGAGAGGACUUUGAGAAACUUCCGAAAUGCCUUCAGGUUUGGGGGCAAACAGAUUCAAUUGCCUGCAUUUAGGGCAGUCUGGUCACAUACACAAAAUCCUUCAGCAAAAACGAAUGCCUGACUCAGACCAGCCCAUCAGAUGUUCUGGCUCAUAAACAAGCUAUUAGUUUAUUAUUUUAAAUACAACAAUUUUUCUCCCAUUGUAUAAAAAUUCUUCAGCUCUAAUAGUUGGAACUGGAAAACAAGAAAUGUGAAUCAAGGUUACUUCACAGGGACCUUUAUAGCUGAGGAGUGCUUUGGCAUAGCUGAGGAAGAGCAGACACUCCUCUCACCUUGGUUCCCACUAGGAGAGGGGGGAAAGGCUUGCACGGCCACUUAGUUCCCGUCAGAUGUUUUCCACAGAAAAACCCCAACUACGUUGCCUUGUCUUGUUUUAGUGUCUUAUCUACUGGCUGCCACUGUUUCCUUUUCUGCAGUCUAAUGGAGCUUUAUUAAAACUGUUUGACUGAUAUAAAACUAAACUUUUAACUGCAGAGUGUCAUCACCUUGUUCUUUCUUACUACAUACCUUCUUCAGCCACGCUUAAGCAUCUCAGUUUUCACAUUCUCUGAAUAAACACUUCUGGCUUACCUCUGGUUGGGAAUUACAGUGUUAGGACACCUGUUACCCAAAACUACUGUAGACAAUACAAUGUCAACGUAAACACAUGCUGAAGGGCAGAUAGUCCAAAUUUGCCCCUAGACUUUAACUUAACAGGUGUUAAAGGAUACUUUGCCCGAAGGUAUGUCUAUAUUAUAGUGCAGAAGUAUCCGAGCUAGCUUUAAUGAGCUUGCAUAUGUAGUUGUGGCAGCAUGAUGCCCAGCACAGGCUAUCAUUAUCAUGUACAUUGACACGUGUAAAGACAACGCAUUUGAACAGCCUUCUGAAGCAUAGUGUCCAGAGCUGGUAACAGGAAAGGGUGACUGAAGAGAGUUUGUCUCCUCAGCUCUCCUGAGAAAAGGGUUCAUCUCACCUAAUGUUAAUAUGCCCAACUCUCAUUUGAUGGGAGAACAAAGGAACUGCCUUCUGGAGGUGCCUCUGACUUAAAUGUCUACCUUUAUGUUGCUUAAAGUUAAGUGAGAUGAAUCCUGCUCUCCAUCCCUCUGGUUAGGUCUACAUUGCAAACCCUUGCUGACACGGCUACAUCAUUCAGGGGUGCUUUCAGGUAUGAUUUGUGAUCAGCGUAGCUCUGCCAGCAAAAGACUUGCGCGUUAGGUGUAAAUAUACUACCAGCUACACCCUGUUGUCAGAACAGCAUUUAUCACUUAUGGGAAAAACAGAGAGCUGGUGAAGCCUACAGUGGCAUAAGGACACAGAUGCAUUGUUAGAUUUGUGCCCAGUCUGGGAGUAGCUGGUCAAUGAAACCUCCUGCUAUAACCAUGCCGGCAAAGUCUACUGAGGGUGGCCCUGGCUUUUAACAGUGCCCAAAGCGAUGCUUUGACCCAGUCAGCAGACCCCAGCUUUCCAGUGUGAAGUCUCUAAGUGGCAGAAUGCAAUGUUGUCAUAUUCAGGUGACUCCAGCAAAAUUUAUUGGCCAUUUAAAUAACCAUGCAAGGAGUUAAAUAUUUUCUCAUAUUGCAAUUUCUUAUGGAAGCCAACCAAUUGUGCUUUUAUUUUGUUUGUGAUUCAGCUGUUUUCACAAUUUUGUUUUAAAAGGAAUAUCUAGGUUUUCUUUAGUAACGUUGAGAUCCCACAUCUCUAUCAGCACCAACGGUGUAUGCAGAAUUUUCAUUUUUCAAACAUACUUAGGCCCUGAAAGUGCAAUAUUUGAAAAUUAACUCCUCUGAAGUUUCAGUUUGUGGCUUCACAACUCUCUUACAACAGGAUGCCUACGUGCCCAUUUGAAACAGAGCUGGCAAUGCAGUGAAAUGUUUCAUUGGAGGCAGCGUCAUGUUUUAUUUGAACUGUUUACAAAUAUCCUUUGGUUGACUUUCUUUUUUCUUUUUUUUUUUUUUCUGAAUACAUUUCUGGUUCAUUGGCUACAAAAACCUAGUCAAAAUUAUGCAAUGGAUUAUUAUUUAUUUCUUUUUUUUUUUUUUUUUAAUGUCCUAAUGUUCAAGGAGUUUGCAAUAAAUAUACUGAGGUUGAUCUGUAAUUGCAUGUAAGAUCAGCCUCACAACUGUGUUUUGUAAAGUUAAGUGCCGUAAAAGAACCUGUAGAUGACAUGGAGAAGGAGGGAAGGGAGAGAUUAGGUGGAGGAGAAGGCUUCUUGGGCAGCUGCAGCUUUGACUGGUGGAUGGCAGCUUUAAAGUAAGAUUGCUCACACCAUUUUGUUUCAUCUGAGUAGCAGCGUGUAUCAUCAGACAGUGUAUGAUGGCAUUUUGUUGAAAACAUGCCUAGAGAGAAACUUUUACGGCUCAGCUGUUUACCUGUUCCUGUAUUCAUGCCUGCAAUAAAUAAGAUGAAAAAUGAAUCACAGAGUCUGAGCAAUUUGUAGUCAAACCAGUAAUUUAGGAGGCACAGGGCAGUAUGCCAAUUAAAGGAAACAUUUGGUUGCUAAUUAAGUGGAUCCACCUUCAUAAACAAAAUACAUCCCAUGCAAAAAAAAACAACCCAACCCCCAGAAAAUAUCCUCAAAAAGCCCAGCUUAAAGUUACAGACCAGUCCUGUGGGAUGCCAGUCAUCUGUUGGGUCAUCAGCUGGGUCACA
Cuculus canorus (common cuckoo) is the source of this 7576-nucleotide messenger RNA. It is a transcript of the gene EPB41L4B, whose product is annotated as erythrocyte membrane protein band 4.1 like 4B. Lineage: Eukaryota; Metazoa; Chordata; Aves; Cuculiformes; Cuculidae. Gene Ontology annotation, molecular function: cytoskeletal protein binding. The transcript is spliced from 25 exons. Gene Ontology annotation, cellular component: cytoskeleton. The coding region runs from base 57 to 2555 and encodes 832 amino acids. The record is from RefSeq and is a predicted model, not a curated record.